GGCGGCGGACAUGUCCCGGCUCUGAAGACGCCCAAGGUAAGGGCAGGGAGCGGGGGCCGUGCCGGCCGUUACCGGGUGUUGUUCCUCCGCUCCGCCCUUGCGCUGACGAGCGCUCUCCGUCCCGGGCCAGGGCACCCGCGACCACUCCCCCGCCCACGUGGUGCUCCGUGACCGGCUCCUCGCCGCCGUGGUGGCCUGCUUCAAGCGGCACGGGGCGGCCGCCAUCGACACCCCCGUGCUGGAGCUGCGGCCCUCUUGUCUCUCCCCAGGAGAUGCUGAUAGGGAGGUACGGGGAGGGUGCGAAGCUCAUCUACGAGCUGCAGGACCAGGGAGGGGAGCUGCUGGCCCUGCGCUACGACCUGACUGUGCCCUUUGCUCGCUAUUUGGCGAUGAACAAGAUCACCAACAUGAAGCGCUACCAUGUUGCUAAGGUGUACAGGCGGGACAACCCGGCCACGACCAGGGGCCGCUACAGGGAGUUCUACCAGUGUGAUUUUGACAUCGCUGGCCAGUUCGACCCAAUGAUUCCUGAUGCCGAAUGCCUGAAGAUUGUGCACGAGAUCCUGAGUGACCUGCAGCUCGGGGACUUCCUCAUUAGGGUCAGUCAUCGACAGAUUUUGAACGGUGUGUUCGCUGUCUGUGGCAUCCCAGAGAGCAAGUUCAUAACUACUUGUUCUACCGUGGACAAGCUGGACAAGAUGCCGUGGGAAGAAGUGAGGAGUGAGAUGGUAGGAGAGAAGGGGCUCUCUCCUGAGGCUGCAGAUCGCAUUGGGGAGUACGUCCAGCUCCACGGUGGCCUGGACCUGAUUGAGCGGCUUCUCCAGGACCCAAAGCUGUCCCAGAACAAGCUGGCCAAGGAGGGGCUGGGGGACAUGAAGCUGCUGUUUGAGUACCUCACCCUGUUUGGCAUCACGGAGAAGGUCUCUUUCGACUUGAGCCUGGCGCGGGGGCUGGACUAUUACACGGGGGUCAUCUACGAGGCUGUCCUGCUGCAGCAGGAGAACGACCAUGUGGACGAGCCCGUCAGUGUGGGGAGCGUGGCUGGAGGUGGUCGCUACGACGGGCUGGUGGGGAUGUUUGAUCCCAAGGGACGGAAGGUGCCCUGUGUAGGGGUCAGCAUUGGGAUCGAGCGGAUCUUCUCCAUCCUAGAGCAGAGAGUGGCGGUUUCUGGGGAGAAAGUUCGAACGACUGAGACACAAGUGCUCGUGGCCACACCUCAUAAACACUUAAUCACUGCAAGACUGAAGCUCAUCUCUGAGCUAUGGGAUGCAGGGAUCAAGGCAGAGAUGAUGUACAAGAAGGAUCCUAAACUGCUGAAGCAGCUGCAGUAUUGUGAAGACACGGGGAUUCCCCUUGCUGCCAUUGUAGGAGAGCAAGAGCUGACAGAUGGAGUUGUCAAGCUGCGAGAUGUCGCAACAAGAGAGGAGGUUGAUAUCCCAAGAGAAAAGCUUGUUGAUGAGAUCAGAAGGCGGCUGGAGCCUUAGGACUCUUCUGGCUAGAGCUGCUUGACUGAACUGCUGUACAACUGGAAUCCUCCAGUGCCCUUAGCCCCUCACUUCCCACUGAAGUCUGCUCACCAUUUGCUAGCCUGAGGCUCAGCUGCCUGGGCUAAGGCAGUGUCAGCACAGGGCAAGGAGCAAGCGGCUAUGGACAGUGAAUCUGCCAGGUUAACCUUCUGGUUAACUGCUUGGAAGGAUGGGUCAAGCUUGUGGGUUGCUGAUAAUGCAGUACCUGUCACUGUACAGCCAUUUCCAUCCACUGUAGGUGGUCAUGGUGGUGGCACAGGCAGAUGGAUGUGGUGCAGCUCAAGCAGGAUCAGGCUGAGCUCCGGAGUGGAGGGGGCAAUCUGUGACAGGUUCAGGAUAUAGGGAGAGGGUGGCAGUGGAAGGCCACCCCCACCCCUCGGAGGGGGCUGCGAGGGCCAGUCCUAGUCUGCAGCCAGGCUCUUGCCUCAGGCCUGGGCCUGGCGGGCUCGGGGCUGCUGGCAGGGGAGCCUGUGCCCGCGGGGAGGGACGCAAGGGGCUGCCGCAGCCGUGAGGGCAGGGUCCGGCAGGGGCGAGCGUGGAGGAACUCUAUUUUUAUAUAUUAAAAAAA
This is a messenger RNA of Athene cunicularia (burrowing owl), 2094 nucleotides long. Its product is annotated as histidine--tRNA ligase, cytoplasmic-like. Gene Ontology annotation, cellular component: cytoplasm; mitochondrion. The transcript has 11 exons. NCBI's taxonomy places the organism in Eukaryota, Metazoa, Chordata, Aves, Strigiformes, Strigidae. Gene Ontology annotation, biological process: mitochondrial translation. Bases 273 to 1484 code for a protein of 403 amino acids. The record is from RefSeq and is a predicted model, not a curated record. Gene Ontology annotation, molecular function: identical protein binding.